This is a messenger RNA of Tarenaya hassleriana, 1357 nucleotides long. Its product is annotated as geranylgeranyl pyrophosphate synthase, chloroplastic/chromoplastic-like. The coding region runs from base 134 to 1276 and encodes 380 amino acids. The record is from RefSeq and is a predicted model, not a curated record. The transcript has a single exon. Gene Ontology annotation, biological process: isoprenoid biosynthetic process. Gene Ontology annotation, molecular function: geranylgeranyl diphosphate synthase activity. Lineage: Eukaryota; Viridiplantae; Streptophyta; Magnoliopsida; Brassicales; Cleomaceae.
GACACAUGAAAAUAUAUUUGGUUUUACGAUUUUAUGAUACGCCAUUUUGUCGUGUGGACCAUUUUAAAUUCAGAACGAUGACUGAGUGCUGUCCGUUCGUUUGACCAUAUGGUACAUAUAAACACGGCUCAAGAUGAAAAGACUGAGCCUCACGACAAUGGAAGCCCAAGCCUUGACCUUGUCUGCCCUCUUCCUCCUCGUCUCUCUCGCAUUCUUGUUUGGAAGAAGAAUCAAUCACAAUCGCAAUCGCAAACGCUACCUCCGGUUUCUGCGUCCCGCAAACGCGCUGCGUCUGAUCCACCGCCUCCGUCUCCAAUGGCGUCCGGUCGACAUAGUCAUCAGAAGAGAAGACAGAUGUCGUUUCUUAGUUUCAGACAUCGACUUCGACCUGAAGUCUUACAUGAUCCGUAAGACCGAAUCCAUCGACGACGCCCUCGACGCGGCCGUGCCGCUGGUGGAGCCUGUCAAAAUCCACGAGGCAAUGCGUUACUCUCUCCUCGCCGGCGGCAAGCGAGUGAGACCGGCGAUCUGUCUCGCCGCCUGUGAGCUCGUCGGCGGUGACAUCUCCGCCGCAAUGCCGUCGGCUUGUGCGGUGGAGAUGAUCCACACGAUGUCCCUCAUCAAAGACGACCUCCCUUGUAUGGACAACGACGACCUCCGCCGCGGCAAGCCCACCACACACAAGGUCUUCGGAGAAAACGUCGCCAUUUUAGCCGGCGGCUCGCUCCUCGCAUUGGCCUUCGAGCAUAUAACAGCGGAGACGCCGGAGACGGUGGCUCCGGCAAGGAUUGUCCGAGCCGUGAGGGAACUGGCGAGGUCGAUCGGGACAAAAGGGCUCGUUGCAGGACAAGCGAUGGAUCUGAAAAGCGAAGGUUUGAACGUGGAAGACGUGACGUUGGAGCAAGUGGACUUCAUCCACGCCCACAAGACGGCGGCGUUAAUGGAAGCUGCGGCGGUUAUGGGGGCGUUAAUGGGCGGGGGAUCCGAUGAAGAGAUAGAGAAAGUUCGAAGCUUUGGGAGAUGCAUUGGGCUGCUGUUUCAGGUGGUGGACGAUGUGUUGGACGCGACGAGAUCGUCGGAGGAAUUGGGGAAAACCGCCGGAAAAGAUCUGGUCGCCGACAAGCUGACGUAUCCGAAGGUGGUGGGUCUGGAGAAAUCGAAGGAAAUCGCAGAGAAACUGAAGAGAGAUGCCCAGAAUCAUCUUCUAGGGUUUGAUUCGGGCAAGGUGGCUCCUCUGCUGGCUCUUGCUGAUUACAUAGCCAACAGACAGAACUGAUGUGGCAAAAUUGUAAUUAAUGUGACUUUUCUGAUCUCAAUGUAUUUCAUUGUGGUUUUAUGUUGGCCAAGAUUUACGAUC